Aplosporella prunicola CBS 121167 is the source of this 4875-nucleotide messenger RNA. RefSeq lists its product as uncharacterized. Gene Ontology annotation, biological process: protein transport. The coding region runs from base 1 to 4875 and encodes 1624 amino acids. NCBI's taxonomy places the organism in Eukaryota, Fungi, Ascomycota, Dothideomycetes, Botryosphaeriales, Aplosporellaceae. The record is from RefSeq and is a predicted model, not a curated record. The transcript is spliced from 5 exons.
AUGGCUGUCCAAACCAACGGGCACGCCAGAGUGCCCCAGAUCAAAGAGGCCAACGGCACCAUCGACCCCGACAAGAUGAACGGCCACAUCUCGCGGUCGUCCAAGCCCGCUCCUCCGCGCAGGAGCUUCGCCCGCUGGGCCUUCAGCAAUGCUGCUCGCCUGCUGGUGUGGUAUACCAUCAUUACCAUGGUCUUUCGUUGUCCCAAGUCCCUAGACGACCUCACCGACGACUCCCCAAAGCUCUGCUCCCCCUACUUGCAAGUUCAAUCGCAUGCGAAACCGUACCUGGAACCGUACUACGAAACCUAUGUCGCACCAUACGCUCAGAAGGCCCAGCCGUACGUAGACCGCUUCAACGAGCAAAUCUACGCUCCGUCAGCCCAGUUUGCCAAGCAGACCUACAUGAGCUACGGCGCACCCCGCGUCGCACAAGCACAACAAUACGUUCUGGCUGAGUGGGAGAGGUCCCUCAAGCCUCAGCUCCAGACGGCACAAAGCCGCGCAAAGGAACAGUAUGAUGCUACGCUAGCUCCUCACGUCGACAAAGCGUCCGCUGCGGCAGCUCCCUACUACGAUCAAGCGUCGUCGUUGGCCGGCAACACUUACAACAGCAAGCUCCUGCCUGCUUACGAGUUUGUUCUUCCUCAUGCUCACAACGCGUAUGCCCACGGUCGCCACUUUGCCGUCGACAUCGGGUAUCCCUACGUUCAGUACGGUGCCUCCUCUAUCGGUUCUUUCCUACUUCGCCAGGUGUGGCCGCAGAUCAGGAUUCUGUAUGGCGAUAAUGUUGAGCCGCAAUUGAUGCGCAUUAGCGAGAGGUUGGGACGCUACAAGGAUGGCAAGAAGUUGGAAGCCGUCGUCGAGGCCGCUGACAGUACUUCUAGCGCUGCGUCUGCGACGUCUAGUGUUUCUUCCCUUGUUUCUUCAAUGGCUGCUUCCGUCACGGAGUCUGAUGCGAGCCCCACCAGCUCCAGCAGCUCUAGCAAAUCCGCCGCCAAAUCCUCCGAGGCAGACGUUCGCGAAAAAGUCACCAAUGAUCUCCGAUCGUGGCAGGAGAAGUUCGCCAAGGCUGCUGACAAGGGCUCUGAGGACCUUGAGGAGCGUGUCCAAGAGAUCACUAGCCACCAGAUUAAGAGCCAGGCCCUCGGAGUUGGCAAUGCUCUCAUUGUGCGACUCCAGGAAACUUCCGAGCGGAGACUUAGAGACGUCGAAUCUAAGAUAAACCGGGAAGCCGAGAGCCUUCCGGAAGAGGCAACGGAAGAAGAUGUCGAAGCUGCCAAUGAGGAAGUUCUCUCGGUCAUCCGCGCUGCCGGUAAAGACAUUAAAGAGAAGGCUCAGGCUCUCCGAGCUUGGAAGCAAAAGUACGAUGAAGAAACUUUCUCUCUCGUCAAGCAAGCUUCCGACUCUACCCUCGAAGUCAUCGAUAACAUCCGUGAUUUGGGUCUUCAGGAAAUCGGUAUGCGCUGGGCCUGGAUGGACGGCGUUACUUACAAGGACUGGUCCAAGUACCAUGCUUUGAAGAAGACAUUCGAUGAGUGGCGCAGCGAGGUUCAAUCUGUCGCUUUGAAGCAUGAGGGUCUCAUAGCCGCCAAGGACGAGGGUGCCAAGGUUGAAGACAGCGGUAUGGACAUUGCCGAAAAGGCAGCCAAGGAGCUCAUCAGACUCAAGGACGUUGCUCGCUGGAAGAUUGACACUCGUGACAGCUCGGACGACUUCAGCUCCAAGGUUAUUCCUGCCGCUGCUGUCAAUGCUGUUCAAAAGGCCAAGCAGGCAGCUAACAGUGUCAGCUCUGCUGUAGUUGGUGAGGAAACACCCCAAGGCGCCUUUGAGGCUGUCGCAUCCUCCGCUUCUGAAGGCGCUGAGAACUUUGCCUCUGUCGCUUCUGAGCAGGCAGCGGAUGCUAGCUCGAAGAUCAGCGAGUCUGUCAUUGGCACCGAGCCUGCUCUUUCGGAGCGAGCUGCAACCAAGGUUUCAGAAGCUGUCAUGGGCACUCAAGAUGCUACUGACAGCCUUUCUUCUGUUGCUAGCUCCAGGGCUUCUGCUGCCAGCGCGGCUGCUGGCGAAGGAGCACAGAGCGUUGUUUCCGCUGCCAAGCUCAAGAAGGAUCAGGCCAGUGAGGCUAUAAUUGGCACCCCGGCACCUCCUCACGAGUCUGUUCUGUCUAAAGCUAGCGAGGCGGUUAUUGGAUCGGAGACGCCUGUCUACGAGUCUUUGGCCUCUCAAGCCAGUGAUGCAAUUAUUGGUACUGAGACGCCUGUCUACGAAUCGAUGGCUUCCAAGGCCAGUGAGGCCGUCGUUGGCAGCUCUACUCCCGUUCACGAGUCUGUUGCCUCCGAUGCGUCUUCUAGCAUUGAGUCCGCAGCUUCGGCGGCUUCUGAGGCGGGUAGCGAAGCUACGGAAUCAGUCAAGAAGGUCUGGGGAGGAGUGGCUGCCCAGGUCGUUGUUGAGGCUAGGCAAAUCAUCUUCGACGAUAUCAUUGAUGAUUCGGACGAUGAUACUUACUCGGAGAAGCUCCAAAGCAUGGUCAGCGACGCUGGAGACCAUGCCGCUGACCUCACCAGGGCCAUUAGCGAGGCAAUUCUUCGGCCUACACCUACUCAGGGUACUGUAGAGUCUGCGACCUCCUUGGCUGCUGAGCAGUACGACCGCGCUCUCAAGGCGGCUUCCAGUGUCCUGUACGGACCGGAGCAGGGCACGGUUGAAAGCUUAUCCAGUGUUGCGUCCGACAAAUAUGCCCAGGCUGUUACUGCGGCAUCUUAUGCCAUCUACGGCACACCGACGCCCGUACUCAAGUCCAUGCAGGCCCAGGCUAGCGCGCAAUAUGAUAGCGCUGUAAACCUUGCAAAGGAACGGUACGAAUCUGCCAAGUCUGCCGUUUCUGCUCAGGUAUCCGGCACGCCGAAGCCUAUGUCUGAGGAGAUGCUUUCGUCUGCAUCUGCUAUCUCCGACGCAUACACUUCUUCCCUUGCAGUCGCUGGCGCGAAGUUGUACUCGGUCCUCCACCCCUACACUGAGUCUGUAAAGAGCUUGGCCGCUAGCCCAACACAGAAUUCCUGGGAAUCCGUUUCUUCCAUUGCCUCUUCUAGGCUGAGCGAAGGUCUCAAUGCCGCUUCUGCUCAGUACUCCAGUGCUAAGGUUGCCGUUGGCGUGGAACCUACUCCUGCUUCCCAGCAGUACAUGGCUGAGGCGCAAAGGCGGUACUACGAGGGCGUUGGGCUGGCUCAUGCCCGCUACUCUGAGUUCCUUGAGGCCGCCUCCAGUGCCGUCUAUGGUACUCCUACUCCGGCCUACCAAGGAUACUUCACUGCUGCACAGAGCCAGUACACCGCUGCGCUUGAUGCUGCUUCCAGCAAAUAUCAAGAGCUACUCGCCUCUGCUAGCUCCGCGGCUGGCCAGACAAGCAAGUUGCCUGCACAGAGCGUCCUCGAUUCCGCAUCUUCUCAGUAUGAUGCGGCCGUUGCCGCUGCUGCUUCGUCUUUGUCCGUCGCCUCUGCUUCUGCAAGCCAAGCCAUAUAUGGCACUCCCAAGCCUGCCUACGAAAGUUACGUUUCGGCUGCGCAGAGCCAGUAUUCCGCUGCACUUAGUGCCGCUUCAAGCAACAUGGAAGAACUUUUGUCUUCCGCCAGUUCUGCCGCCGGUAAGACUAGCAAGUCGCCUGCGCAGAGCGUCCUAGACUCUGCGUCAUCUCAGUAUGACGCUGCUGUUUCCGCCGCGUCGGCAUCUCUUUCUGCUGCAUCUGCCUCUGCUAGCAGCGCCGUCUACGGCACGUCUACCGGUAGCCUCGAAUCUGCCGCAUCUGCCAUUUCCGAGAGGGCUGAAUCAGUUGCCUCUGUCGCCAGCUCUGGCAUUGCUGGCACCGAAACUGGUUACGUUGAGUCUGUUGCCUCCCAGGCGUCUGCCAACUGGGAAUCCCUGAUUGCCAAGGCCAGCGAGCAAGUCUACGGCCAGCCCACACCAUGGUAUGAGUCUGCUUACAGCCAGGCUGGUGAUUACAGCGCACAGGCCACUUCUGCAGCUGCCGUUCAGUACGCUGCGAUCCAAUCUCUCAUCUCAGAUCUGGUUGUCGGGCAGGAGCCCGUCUUUACUGAGAGUGUGAUGCAGCGCCUGAGCAGCGCUUAUCACACCGGAGCUCCCGCAAUGGUAUCCAGCGCUUCGUCGUACGCCAACGAGGCAUACGAAUCUGCAUCUUCGGUUGUGUCGGCCGCAUUCACUCCUCCUGCCGCUCUCGAGGACAUCCUCAACAACGCUUCUAACCAGAUUAAUGAUGCAGUAGAUGCCGUCUCCGUGCAAAUCUACGGCACUGAGAAGAACUCGUAUGAGAAGGCUUCCGAAGCCGCAGGCUCCGCCUACGCCUCAGCAUCCCAGAAGGCUUCCGAAGCCGUCUAUGGCACUCAGGCUGGCUACGCAGAGCAAGCACAGAGCUCUCUCGCCGACGUAGCAUCAUCCGCCCAAAAUGCCAUCUCGGUUGCCAUCUACGGCACGCCAACCGGCUCCGUCGAAGCAGCGACCAGUUCCGCUGGCAACGUAUACUCAUCCGUAUCGGCAGCCGUGUCGAGUGCGGCGGAGCAGAACAUGGCAUCUGCGGGAUCGGCCGCAGACACUGUCGGUUCAGCCGUCAACGACGGUUACGCUGCUGCAGCAAGCAGGGUCAGCAGCGCGCUUUACGGACCGCAGCAGGGUGCGAUGGAGAGCGCAUCGAGCAGGCUGGCUAUAGCUAUGGAGAGCGCGCGCGCCAGGCUAAGCUCGCUCGCGGAGAACUCGGGCGAGUAUGCGGGCGAGAAGGUCGAAGACGCGAAGAGCAAGGUUGAGGAGAUGGCGAGCAGUAUCAGCGAGGCUGCUACUGAUGCCACGGCAAGGGUGAGGGAUGAAUUGUGA